Pogoniulus pusillus (Red-fronted tinkerbird) is the source of this 5995-nucleotide messenger RNA. It is a transcript of the gene SACK1F, whose product is annotated as family with sequence similarity 83 member F. The transcript has 5 exons. The record is from RefSeq and is a predicted model, not a curated record. Gene Ontology annotation, biological process: signal transduction. NCBI's taxonomy places the organism in Eukaryota, Metazoa, Chordata, Aves, Piciformes, Lybiidae. The coding region runs from base 202 to 2100 and encodes 632 amino acids. Gene Ontology annotation, molecular function: protein kinase binding.
UUCCCGGCUCUGACACCAGCAUGCUGGGCAGCCUUGGGCGAAUCACUCUGUCAUCCUCCCCUCUGUAAACAGCGCCUUCGCCUCCUGCUUGUCGGGAAUGGCUGAGCUGCUGCUGCCGCUGCGGCAGUCUGAGGCACCCGGCUAACCUCCAGCCGCAGCAGAGGCACCACGGCCCGCACCCGGCUACCAUGAGCUACCCCCAUGAGCUGCCCUCAGCUGGCUGCCACGUCUGAAAAAGGAGGGGAAGCCCUCUUAAACAGACUUUUGCCUUUGCACCCCAAAGCACAGCCUUGGCCCAGGCCCGCUUCUCCUCCAAGAGCUGUGGUCAGGGACCUCUGUGCCCAGCACGCCCGCAGGCGGCCGCCCGCUCUCCCCGCGGACGGGGCCCCGCACGGCGCUGGCAGAGAGGUGAGCCGGCGAGGGGCAGCCGCAGCCCCAUGGGGCCAGGGGAGCGCCGGGGGCCGGCGCAGGGCGGCGCGGCCGCCCCACCCGUCGGGGCGGGCUCGGGCAGGCCAGGUGAGGCGGUCCCGGCUCUGCCUCUCCCUCCUUCCGCAGCCUCCCGGCGCCGCGGGUGCCGGCAGCAUGGCGGAGUCCCAGGUGGUCCUGCUGGACGAGUCGCACGUCAACGAGAAGGUGACAGAGACCCAGGCCCGGUUCUACUACAGCGAGGAGCAGCGCCUGGCCUUGGAGGUGCUGGUUUCCCGCGGCGAGGCGGCCUACCGGGAGGCGCUGAGGAAGGAGCAGCUCCGUGACUUUCUCUCCAGUCAGGAGCUGCAGGCCCUGCGGGGCAGCUGGCGAGGGUACGACGACCCCCGGGAGGGCGGCAAGGUGGUGCGGGGUCCCGGCGGUGAGACUCUGUCGCUAGCCUACUGGCCCGAGUGCUCAGACACGGAGGUGCCCCCAUUGGACUUGGGCUGGACCGACAAGACCUUCUACCGGGGCAUCAGCCGUGUGGCCCUCUUCACGCACCCCCGCAAGGAGAACGCUCCCCACCUGAAGGAGGUGGUGCGGGAGAUGAUCCAGCAGGCGCAGAAGAUUAUUGCAGUGGUCAUGGAUGUGUUUACAGACCGAGAUAUCUUCCGUGAUAUUGUUGAUGCAGCAUACAAGCGCUGGAUUCCAGUCUAUAUUAUCUUAGAUGAGGAAGCUGUGAAGCUCUUCCUGGAAAUGUGCAGAUGUCUUGACCUCAGUGACUUGCAGAUCCGGAAUAUCCGGAUACGUUCCGUGACAGGAGUUGGGUUCUACAUGCCAGCAGGGAAGAUCAGAGGUACACUGGCAUCCCGAUUCCUGAUGGUGGAUGGUGAGAAGGUGGCCACUGGAUCAUACAGCUUCACAUGGAGUUCAUCCCACAUUGACAGAAACAUCCUGCUAGUCCUGACCGGACAGCAUGUGGAGAUGUUCGACAUUGAGUUUCGUGAGCUCUAUGCAAUCUCAGAGGAGGUUAAUUUCUACAAGGAACUGGGCAUUGCCAACCCAAUCCUUGGAAUUGGGAAGCCAGGCCUCCAUUCCUCUACUGUUGCUCGGAAGUUUAUUAACCCCAAGUAUGGUUUAGUGGCAGGGGCAACUCGUGGCGAAAUGAUGCUCUGGGCUUCACGGCACAGGCAGGAUCAUCAGGGGAACACGGAAAAGGAGGAAACAAGUGAGUCCAAGAAGAGAUUAAAUAAGUUUCUGAAUGACUUAGUCACAUUGGAGCAAGAGUUCCCAGAAAUUGACCCACCUCUGGAGAACUUCAACAAGCUGAAUCGCAGCCCUCAGAAACUGUUCUCCCGGCUCCACAUGGACCUGAGAAAUAAGUCCAAAUCCAGAGAGUCUAUUCGUGACGUGAAGAAAGAAGAGGCACAGGCCAGUGCCAAGCAGGGAAAACGCUUUGCCAGUGGCCUUUUCAGUCGCAAGGCCAAACGAUCUCCGGGCUCAAGCAUUGAGGCCAAUUCUUUUGCCAGUGAAGGACAUUCAGGAGAAGACCUUGGGAACAUGAAACUGGAAUAUGAGCAGCUCAGCACUGGCCAUGCCAGUGUAAGGAGCACUGGAGGCAUCCCAGGUAACCUGGGUCCAAACUCCACUAUGAGCGAUAAAACCAAACAAUCUGCCUGUGUGUUAUCUUGAUUGGGAAGGAUCAUCUGGAGAACUGAGCAAGCUGGAACACAACCUCUUGAUUGAUUUUUGAACUUACAGCCAUGUCCUCAUGCAGUGGUCUGUAAAGCCCCUGCACAGUCCUGGAUGCACCUAGCACCCCCAGUUAAGGCACAUUUACUGGGCAAAGUGCAGACUUUGGAUGGUUGGUCCCUUAAGUGGGGGUUACUGAUGAAUGUAUUAGUCCAUAUACCUAUGUGCACACAUUUUAUAUGUAAAAACAACUGUGAUGACUGGUCUCAGAGUUUGCUCUGUGCCCAGAUAAAAGCAGGAGAUUUUCUGACUUACUUGUGCUGCUACUUCAGUCUGUCUAGCUACAGACUCAGAAUCACCGUGUUGCAUUGUUUACUCUACUGCACUGCAGAAAUGUAUUGGACUGACUGGCUGGAAGGCUAAAUCAAAUCAAAGUGGCAAAUUCUGGGUAAAAUAAGAAUGUUUACAGACAGUGUAGCAAUCUUGUCUCCACAAGGCGUGUUCCUGGAGAUUCCUGUUGUCUUGUAUUGACACAGAAAAGAGAGGUCUGGGAGAAGGGUUUAGCUAGCAGAGGCCAAUAGAUUAGUAUCUUAACUGUUAUGUGCCCUAAAUAAAGCAGUCGAACAAAUUGAUUUAGCAAGAAUGCAGUAAAGUGAAAAAGUUGGAUAUAGGGGCACCUUUAACUUGCAGAUGAGACUGGGUCAGGAGAAAUGGCAUAUGAGAGGGACCAGGCAGGUUCUGGGAAUAAUAAUGCAGCUUUUGGUGGCUAACUAAAAAAAUCCUGGAUUAUUGCUAAUUCAGCAAUGGAAACUGAGUGAUUAAGGAGCACAUCUUAGAGGGUUGAAAGAAGCAGCAGAGGAAGCAUACAAGCUUUUCAAGUGUUCCCUUUUUUUUUUUUUAAUUGUUGUUAAAUUAACCUCUCCAAACUCUAAAUGAUGCCAAAAUUCAGAGCUUUGAUCCAUAAGAAGCACUGGACGCAAUCAGACCAAAGGCCAUCUACUCUGCUAUCCUGUCUCUGAGGAUAGCCAAUAACAGGUGAUCACAGAAGCAUAAAAUAUAAAGCUUGUAUCCAGAGGUCUUUCUCUGACACUGUUCCAGCAGUCUAUGGACUUUCUGAACUGGCAGUUCCUUCUGGGCCUGGCCUUAAUGAGUGCACUUAGUACCUUUUUAAAAAUCCUUUUCUGCUUUUGGCCCUCACAGUGUUCUGUGGCAGUGAACCCUGAGUUCAUUGUGUGGUAUAAAAAAGAACUGGUGUCAGGCUGGUUCAGUCAUUUUCUUGACAGUUCUUCCACUGUCACAUGUAGCUAUGACCACCCCUACUCCUCAUAUCCUUGCCACUUGAGAUUUCACAGACCUGCGUCCUCAGUCAUCACUUUUUCCAAGUUGCAGGCUCAUGGAAUACAUAGCUAUUUAUUAUAUGGGACCUGUUUGACACCCCUGUCCUCUUGUUCACUGGCCCUUUUCCAGCUCCCCUCAUUAACAGAGUGGAGAAGCAGGUUGGUUUUGUUUCUUGAGUGUGCAGAUUGAUGUUUCACUCUGCUUUCUUGCCAUCUAGAUGACAUACUCCAUUGCCAUAUAUAAGCCUUCUUGUGAUACCUCGGAAAAAGGCAUCCUAAUUGUAAGUAGAUGCCUGAGAACUAGCAGACCUACCUGCCCAAAAACUAGAUAGACAUCAGAAAACACACAAGUUUCAUUUUCUUUCUUUUUCUUCACAGAAAAUAUUUGGCUUUUCACUGCACAAGGGAAGGCAACUGCUGCACUCUCAGUGCAGAACAAGCUGUUCAAAAGACUUUUCUAGGUGCUGGGCUGCAGCAGUGCUUGUCACACUAAAACAGUUGUCUGUAGUUGAUGAUAAAAUCACACACAGAGAAUCACUAUGGUUGGAGAAGACCUCUGAGAUCAUCAAGUCCAACCAUUAUCUAACUCUACCAGGGUCACUACUAUACCAUAUCCUUGAGCACCAUAUCUAAAUGGCUUUUAAGUGCAUUCAGGACUGGCCAUUCAGCUGCUUCUCUGGGCAGCCUGUUUUACUGACUGAUUAAUUUUUAAUUCUGGAAGUGUAUUUAACUUACAGCAAACCUGUUUUAGCUUGAGUUCACCCUGUAAAAUGUCCUCAGACCCUACAACACCAAAGGUACUGUGCCCUCUGCUAAGUAUACUCAUCCUUGCUCAGUGGGUUAAAUGCCUGCUACUCUAUAUAGCUAUAGUAUAAACCACCUGGGAACAACCUGUAGCUUUCCAGCUGAGUCUGCCAGCUCCUGUUACCAGCAGUGUCUUAUAAAAUCAUUUCUGGUAGUGGGAGAAAAUAGGUGUUGGAAAUGACACCAUCACUUGGACUAGAGGUAACUUAAGCAUGAGUUUAGCCCAUUGGCUUCAGGUGUACAGCUCAUGUGCCAAAAGAUACUCCCUGUAUGUUUGUAGGGUGGUCUAAAAUACCUUCAUUUUACUACAGUUCUGUUAUUCUCCUGACAUUUGGGAGAUUUUUUUUCCUCAUAUUUAUUUUACUUUGUGAGCAGAGAUUAGAGGUUAAUGUAUCAGACCAACGUUGUUCCACUUUUCACUCUGAUAAGAACAUUGUCAUCUGGGUCUUCCUUGUUCUCCCAGAGUUUUAAGAUAUUUAUUUAUUUUUUAAUUGUGCAAUAGGCUAAUUAACUAAUUAGUACCAUGUUGAGAUAUAUAUAUAUAUAUGGUCAGGUUUUCCAGGAAGUCCUCUAUCUCUUUGUUUUCAUGUUGCUUCAUCUUGGGUGGAACACCUUCAUAAGUCAGAGGCUGAUUUCACUUGCCCUUCUGUGCUUACUUAUUAACCUGCUUUACUUUCUCUUUCCUGUGACAGAUGUGAGAGCACUUUUCUUUAACCUUGUCAACUAACAGGAUCUAAUUUCCAGAGAGGAUCUCUCAUUUGUUUGUCUUCUGUUUUGUUGCCACAGCAGUUCAUGAAAGUUCACUUGUUUUCAAACUCCCUCCCUCAUUGCAGAGUUCGAGCCUCAUGUUUUGACUCCAGGGGCUAGUAGAAUUCCUUAGGGUUAUCACAUGCUGUUUAAUUACCUAAUUUGAGAGACCAAAGUUGCUUUCUCGCAUGAUCUGAAUCUGCUUCUUAAACUCACCGUGACUCUAUGGGGAUGCAUCUAGCCUUGCUUACCCAGAGUUGAUGUUUAAGACUCUGGUGGAACUUGUUCUUCUCUGAAGAUAAAAUCAGCUGAACAUGGACUAUUUGGCUGCUCCUAUGGCAACAGAUGUGAGUCUGGGUGAGGUGACUGCAUUUAUUUUUACUAGUUUUGCUAAUUGUGGUUCUUGAUGAGUGCUAGAAACCUGAGGCUGUGACCUGUAAAAUGACUAUCACUCUCCAGAUAAAAUGUGGUUGGUGGUGCUGGGAGGCAGAGGGGCAUGGAGCAGUGGUUAUGAAUUCUGUUAGAAGCCUGCUAGCGGAAGCUGAAGGUACAGCAGGACCUACAGCAGCCUUCAAGUCGGCUGCCACCUCUUGCAGCCAAGUCACUAACCCCCAAAGGGCAUGGGGAAAAUGGGAGACUUUUGUUGUUCUCUUGCUGCUUUAAAGAACAAGAUUAGCUUUCUUUGGCCUGACCCUGGACAAUCUCAAGAGGAUGCCUGUUCUCUGGAUCUCAUUUCCUUUUUUUUGGCUUGUUGGUCCGGGUUUCCUGGUCUGUGUGGAGCCUACACUUGUGGUCUUGGUUUUGGACAGAGUAACAAAGUAGGGGCUUAAGGCUUGGUCUUUCUAGCAUGAAAUGUGGAGUGGUUCUGAAUGAGCCUCUUGACUGGAUGCAUGCCUUCUGGGUUUCUUUUGGUGUGCAUUUGUAUAUUUAAUGUGUAUGUGUCCAAUGAAUUAUGCCAGAGACCUUUUCUAAGGCAAACAAAUAAACUCUUUACUAUAUUACAUUCA